Molecule: messenger RNA, 1623 nt
Organism: Saccoglossus kowalevskii
Lineage: Eukaryota; Metazoa; Hemichordata; Enteropneusta; Harrimaniidae
Source: RefSeq, a predicted model, not a curated record
AUGGAGAACAUCAAGGCACCAGAUAAGCUUGAUGUGAACGCCAACAAUUUAGCAUUGGUGUGGAAGAGGUGGAAAGAAGAGUUGACACUUUAUACAGAGCUAGUGUUAACAGAAACACAAGAAAACAAGAAAUGCAAAUUAUUUCUAUAUCUCAUCGGGAAAGAAGGAAGAGAGAUAUAUGAAACAAUGAAAUUUGAGAAAGAAGAGAAAGAUCUCAAGUUGGAAGACUUAAUUAAAGCUUUUGAUGAUCACUGCAACCCAAAGAAGAAUGAAACAGUAGAGAGAUACAAAUUCUUCACUAGAAAUCAAGAACCACAUGAAGGACUUGACAAGUACAUAACAGAUUUAAAAGUUCUUGCAGCAACAUGUAAUUUCAGUACUUUACAUGACUCUCUCAUCAGAGACAGACUGGUUUGUGGUAUUGGUGACACCAGACUCAGAGAAAGACUAUUGAGAGAAACAGAUUUAAAUUUAGACAAGUGUCUCCAGAUCUGCAGAGCUUCUGAACUGUCUAAAGAGAGAAUCCGAACUAUAGAAGCCCCUGUAGUUGUCCAUGCAGUGAGACAGUCACAUGAUAAAGCACAGAAGUCAUACAAGAAGACAUCUAGUGUUUCGCUACAGAGUUGCAAAUACUGUGGCAAGAAACAUGACCACGAUAAAAACAAGUGUCCUGCCUAUAGAAAGCAAUGCCAUAACUGCAAAAAGAUGAAUCACUUUGCCUCACAGUGCAUGCAGAGUAAGCGCAAACAGAAAGCAGUGUAUAAUAUAGCAGAAUACAGUGACAAUGAGUGUGAGGAAAUACAGUUAGUCACCUUAUCACCAGAAAACGAAUAUGUCAAUAGAGUGACUGAGAGCAGUUUUCCCAAGCAGAUACAUGCUACAAUGAGCAUUAAUAAGAGACCAGUCAAGUUUCAGCUUGAUUUGGGAGCAUCAUGCAACAUCAUUCCAUUAAAGGAACUAGGCAAUGUGAAUGAUUACAAAUUCAUAAAGACAGAUAGAGUACUAGUGAUGUACAACAAGGCAACGAUGAAGCCUAAGGGACAGACCAAAGUCAAAAUGGUCAACCCAAAGAAUGGAAAGAAAUACAGAGCAGAGUUUGUAGUAGUUGACGAUGAGACAAGCAUACCGUUACUAGGAAGUAGAGCUAUUCAACAAAUGGGACUAGUUAAGGUACAACACGAACAAAUCAUGGUUGUUAAUGACAAACCAACAGCCAAGAUGAGACUAUCAGUACACCGAACUGACAAGAAAACUGAUAUGAAGCCAGUGUCAGUAGAGCAAAUAGUCAAAGAGUUCCCAGACGUCUUUGAAGGUACAGGUAAAUUAGCAGGAAAGUACCACCUUGAGUUAGACCCAAAUGUGCAACCAGUCAUUCAUCCUCCAAGGAAAGUACCUGUUGCAGUCAAAAGUCAGCUAAAGGAUGAACUAGAUAGACUGAUAGAAGAGAAAAUAAUAGCACCAGUUACAGAGCCGACACCCUGGGUGUCUAGUCUAGUAACAGUAAUCAAGCCAGGCAAAAUGAGAAUUUGCAUUGAUCCUCGUGACUUGAAUACAGCACUACGUAGAAGUCAUUACCCCUUCACCGACUAUAGAAGACAUAUUACCAGAGCUGAGCAAAGCUAA